UGAUAACAUAUUGGACCACGUGAUAGUUUGAUAUAUAGCAUGUUCACUACAUAAUCUAGUACACUCACUGUAUUGCCCCAUUUGUACAGUCAUGGCUCAGAUACCAACAGCUAUAAGGGAACCGGAGAUUAAGUUCACUCAGCUAUUCAUCAACAAUGAAUGGGUGAACUCAGUCAGUGGAAAGACUUUCCCGACACUUAACCCCACAAACGGCAAGACAAUCUGUGAUGUCCAAGAAGGCGACAAGGCAGAUGUCGAUCUAGCGGUCGCUGCAGCGAAGAAAGCUUUUGAAUUUGGAUCGCCAUGGCAGAAGAUGGACGCUAGUAAAAGAGGAGCUUUGUUGCACAAGGUUGCUGAUCUUGUUGAGAGAGACAGACUAUAUCUUGCUAGUCUCGAAACGCUAGACUGUGGCAAGUCUUUCAAAGAUGCAUAUGGUGAAAUGGCUGCAGUAUCAAAUUUUUUACGAUACUUUGCUGGAUGGACAGAUAAAAUACAAGGAAAAACUAUACCAAUAGAUGGCGCGUUCUUCUGUUACACAAGACAUGAGCCUGUAGGUGUCUGUGGAUCAAUCAUUCCAUGGAACUUCCCGCUAGUAUUGUUCGCAUUGAAAUUAGCUCCGGCACUGGCAUGUGGAAACACUGUUGUUUUGAAACCAGCAGAGCAGACGCCACUGACAGCUCUGUAUGCAGCUACCCUCUUUAAGGAGGCUGGAUUUCCUGCAGGUGUUGUGAAUAUAGUGCCUGGUUAUGGACCAACAGCUGGUGCUGCCAUCUCCUCACAUCCUGAUGUUAACAAAAUAUCAUUCACUGGAUCAACUGAUGUUGGUCAAACAAUAAUGGCAGCUGCAGCUAGAUCAAACUUGAAACGAGUGACACUGGAACUUGGAGGAAAAAGUCCGCUGGUUGUCUGGAAAGACGCAAAUAUUGAUACGGUGGUAGAAUGGGCACAUCAGGCUAUUUUCUUUAACUGUGGACAAGUCUGUACAGCUGGAUCUAGGACAUAUGUACACGAAGAUCUCUAUGACGAAUUCGUCAAAAAGGCUGUUGCUCGUGCCAAGGCUAAAACUAUUGGCGACCCUUUUGACACUAAAAGUGAAUAUGGUCCACAGGUGUGUGAAGAACAGUUUAAUAAAGUAUUAGAGCUGAUAGAAAGUGGUAAAACUGAAGGUGCUACAUUAGAGACUGGUGGUCAGAGACAUGGUACUGAUGGUUACUUUGUACAACCAACUGUCUUCUCAAACGUCACCGAGAAAAUGAGAAUUGGGAGAGAGGAGAUAUUUGGUCCUGUGCAAUCAAUUAUGAAAUUUAAAGACAUGGAAGAGAUCAUAGCACGUGCAAACGACACAAAAUAUGGCCUAGCGGCAGCGAUAUUCACUGAAGAUAUUGACACGGCCUUGACAUUUACUAGUAGGGUCAAGGCCGGCACAGUUUGGGUGAAUUGUUACUUUAAAACGGGUCCAGGUGCACCGUUUGGAGGAUUCGGAAUGUCUGGUAUUGGCAGAGAAUGUGGAGAGUAUGGACUACAGGCGUACACAGAGGUUAAAAAUGUGGUCAUGAAGACGUCGGUAAAACUUUAGGUCAGCUGCAAAAAAAACAUUUCAACAGUCAAAAUCAUAGACCAUGAUGUUAUAAAUGUGUGUAAUAUUUUCAGAGAAAUAACGUGUAUAUUAAGUUGUUUUAAUGGGAAACUGUUGAUAAUAUACACUUGAUACCAAAACCACAAACACCAUGUUCAACAAUAAACGAUGCUUUAUGAUACACCAUACUCCAGGAUAUAUGUGCAUAUCUUUGUUGAUUCAAAAGAAAAAAAAAUGUACAAAAACCCUAUUAAAGUGACAGGCUCAAAUUCCUGUGUUGUUGUUGCUAUUGUUUUGAUAAAUAUUGUUUAAAAAAAGAUUUAUAUCAUAAGUUUAUUAGUUCAGAGGCUCAGCUUCCGAUGAAAUAAAGUGUUAUAUUUUGUAUUGUUUUUGAAACAAUGCGAAGACCUUCAUUCUA
Ruditapes philippinarum (Manila clam) is the source of this 1994-nucleotide messenger RNA. RefSeq names its product aldehyde dehydrogenase 1A1-like. The record is from RefSeq and is a predicted model, not a curated record. NCBI's taxonomy places the organism in Eukaryota, Metazoa, Mollusca, Bivalvia, Venerida, Veneridae. Bases 92 to 1576 code for a protein of 494 amino acids. The transcript is spliced from 14 exons. Gene Ontology annotation, molecular function: aldehyde dehydrogenase (NAD+) activity.